GAGGUCUCGCUCCCGUCUCUCGCUCGCACCCGUCACUCGAAGUUCCUACCUGCUCCCCCUCACUCGUAGCCUCGUAGCCUCGUAGGUGGAGGGCGAUGUGGAGGGCGGCCGCGAGGCAGCUGGUCGACCGGGCGCUCGGAUCCAGAGCCGCGCACACAUCUGCAGGCAGCAAGAAGAUCGUCGGGGUGUUCUACAAGGCCGGCGAGUACGCCGACAAGAACCCCAACUUCGUCGGCUGCGUCGAGCGAGCCCUGGGCAUCCGGGACUGGUUGGAGUCGCAGGGCCAUCACUACAUUGUCACCGAUGACAAGGAAGGCGUCAACAGCGAACUGGAGAAGCACAUUGAAGAUAUGCACGUCCUGAUAACCACCCCAUUCCACCCAGCCUAUGUUACUGCAGAGAGGAUAAAGAAGGCAAAGAACCUUGAGCUUCUUCUCACGGCUGGAAUUGGCUCUGAUCAUAUUGAUUUGCCUGCGGCUGCUGCCGCAGGCUUAACUGUGGCAGAGGUUACUGGAAGUAACACCGUUUCUGUGGCUGAAGAUGAGCUCUUGCGCAUUCUGAUUCUUCUCAGGAACUUCUUGCCUGGGUAUCAACAGGUGGUUCAAGGCGAAUGGAACGUCGCAGGCAUUGCCCAUAGAGCUUAUGAUCUUGAAGGAAAAACUGUUGGAACUGUUGGGGCCGGUCGUAUUGGCAGGCUCUUGCUUCAGCGUCUUAAGCCCUUCAACUGCAACCUGCUUUACCAUGACAGGCUUCAGAUUGACCCAGAGCUUGAGAAAGAAAUUGGGGCCAAGUUUGAAGAGGACCUAGAUUCUAUGCUUCCAAAGUGUGAUGUGGUUGUGAUCAACACACCUCUUACAGAGAAAACAAGAGGCAUGUUUAACAAAGAGAGGAUUGCAAAGAUGAAGAAAGGUGUAAUUAUUGUGAAUAAUGCUCGAGGAGCAAUCAUGGAUACUCAGGCAGUUGCAGACGCUUGUUCCAGUGGUCACAUUGCUGGAUAUGGUGGUGAUGUGUGGUUCCCCCAACCAGCACCGAAGGACCAUCCAUGGCGCUACAUGCCUAACCAUGCCAUGACCCCUCACAUCUCUGGGACUACGAUUGAUGCACAGCUGCGGUACGCCGAGGGUGUGAAGGACAUGCUGGACAGGUACUUCAAGGGGGAGGACUUCCCGGUGCAGAACUACAUCGUCAAGGAGGGCAAGCUCGCCAGCCAGUAUCAGUAACUGCGCGCAGCGUAGGUGUAUGGCAUUUCAGCAGCAAGACUGAGGAAGAAACCAACCCCUUUGUUGUAUGAGGGUUAUCUGAGGCCUGUCGGCCACCGGAAAUAAGGAUGUUUUUGCUUGUAUUGCACUGUGGAAAUGAACAAACCUUUGUCAAAUUAUACUGUGCUUGGUUUCGGCUGAAACAUUUGGAUUGGGGCUAGCUGGUUGUUAAUCCCUUCGUUUGGAAAGCAAAACUUCUUCAAACUA
Molecule: messenger RNA, 1466 nt
Organism: Phragmites australis (common reed)
Lineage: Eukaryota; Viridiplantae; Streptophyta; Magnoliopsida; Poales; Poaceae
Product: formate dehydrogenase, mitochondrial
Exons: 6
Coding region: 96-1220 (374 amino acids)
Cellular component (GO): mitochondrion; chloroplast
Molecular function (GO): NAD binding; formate dehydrogenase (NAD+) activity; oxidoreductase activity, acting on the CH-OH group of donors, NAD or NADP as acceptor
Source: RefSeq, a predicted model, not a curated record